CCUCCUGGCAGUCAGGCCCAGAAGAGGGAUGGCCAGUAGCCCACAAAGACAACUCAGAGGGCGGAAUAAUCCACCCCAUGUCCAAGAACCUAUCUUGCAGAUGGCCCGCGCCAUUGAGCCCCUCCCGACCUACCAGUCGCGGGCUCAGCGUGAGUUCCUCCUCCCCCGCGAGCCCGGGGAGUGGCCCGGCUUCACCCCGCAGGUCUACCACCGGCUGGCCCUGAAGCCGCCGCCCUGCACCGAGGUGAAAUCCGAGGUGCGCCGCAGACUGAUCCGCCCUUGGAAGGACGCAGCGCCGCACACGUGGGGCUUUCACACGUGGCUCGACGUGGGCCGUUUGCCCGCCACCUUUCCCACCAGGCCCGACAGGCCCUACGACAGCAACGUGUGGCGCUGGCUGACAGACUCCGGGGCCCGCGGCCGCCCCCCAGCGGAGCCCCCCAUCCCCCCGCCCUCCUGGAUGGGUCCCAACAGCUUUCUGACCUUCAUCCGCUGUACUCCCAACUUCGCCGACGGCCACAGGAAGAAGCAGGUGACCGCCAAGACGGUGCGGGAACUGAGAGAGCUGGAGAAACUCAAGCUGAGGAGUGAAGCCAGGGCACCACCCCUCGAUGCCAAGGGCAACAUCCUGCCCCCGAAGAACUUCAAGAAGUACCGGCACAUCUCAGCUGGCGGCAGGUUUGAGCCUAGAGGCCUCCAGCUCAUGCCCAACCCACUUCCCAAUGAUUUCGCCAGGGGCUGGCCCUGCCCGAACCCUCUGCCUCAUUACCAGGAGAAGGUGCUAAAACUGGCCUUGCUGCCUAGUGUGCCCCUGAGCCGGGACCUCCUGAGGGAUUACCAAGCCCUGAUAGAGAACCGGGUUGCCUUGCCCCUCUGUCAGCUCUCUAAGGCACAACCUGGUAAAACCUUAGCAAGGAAGACCAAGAGAAAGCCUGGACAGAUCUAGAAAAGCCGCCAGCUGGGCAGAGACCACGGUGGGCUACAGUGUUCUCAACCAAUGCACCUUCGGCAAGAAGCCUCUGGGUGGCUGAACGACUGGCUUCUGCAGAACAGAGCCUGUCCACCAUCCCUCCAGCUGCGGGCUACUUCUGUCCCUCAGGCUCCCGGACACUCUACUGAAACUCUAAAUGAUGAUCUGUC
Molecule: messenger RNA, 1140 nt
Organism: Hyaena hyaena (striped hyena)
Lineage: Eukaryota; Metazoa; Chordata; Mammalia; Carnivora; Hyaenidae
Gene: TEX52
Product: testis expressed 52
Exons: 3
Coding region: 29-946 (305 amino acids)
Source: RefSeq, a predicted model, not a curated record